UUCAGUCGCAGGUUGAUGACGCGUUUCGCUUGCAGUUGGUGCGUCCUCCGGCAGCACAUAUGAACAUAGCAAACACAGGCUGCUGUGUGGCACUGUUGUCCAGAUGCGAAUGAAACAUUAAGUCUAUUUAAAAACAAAAAGUUGUAUUAAUCUCAUAAUGUCUUGGGUUAGGGGUGUUUCGAGCAGCGGAGAUGUGUUUGACGAGAAUGCGGACGAACUCAGUUUACAAAGUAAAGAGUGGGCAUCCAACAUGAAGAAGCGAGUCAAGGAUGGGUAUGUAGAGGGAGUUGAUGCCGGGGAGGACGCCUCGCUCCAGGCCGGCUUUAACCUCGGGUUCAGGGAAGGAGCAGCUCAGACUGCAGCGGUGGGCCGGCUCAAAGGAAUUGUAGGUGCUAUAUGGUGCUGGUGCCAGAUCCAACAUCCGGAAUGCCCCCUCCCAGCCUCUGUGACCCACCUCCUGCAGCAGGUUUCACAGCAUGAAAACACAAUUAUGGAGGGAAUCAAGAACUCUUUGGAGAACCCUCCUCCCAGUGUGAGCGCCGUCUCGGAGAGCAUGUCGGAUCUGGAGGUGGAGCAGGCAGAAUCAGGCUGCCGUGGAGGAGAAGGAUGUAAAGAAACGGACUGCUGCAGGACAGGAGAAAAAAUGGAAGAGGAUGUUCCUCACAAGCAUCAAAAGCUCUCUUCAGGGUCCACUGACUGCUCCUCCCGUGCAAGUGAAAGCCUAAACUACCUCGUGCAGCGCUGCAUGGAUCUAGUGUCGGAGCUCGGACUGCCACAGGAGCUGAUCAGUGAAAUACAGGAGCUGAAGAACAUGUAGUCUUUGAACACCACAAUCACAGCGGUUUUGGACGUUAAGCACAUGAACUAUGAAAAGAAACAGGUUUUAGUGUAUACGUUUUUUUACACAUGGCAAGGAAGUGCUUUUGAUGUACAUAAUGUAAAAAAGAGAUUUGGAAUUACGAUUUGUAUAAUAUGGCUGGAGAAUGUUUGUAAAUAAAAAUGGAUUUGCUCUUUUCUUUUUACUGCAUUUUUGUUCUCAUACCAAAUUUUUUACCAAUCUAGAUACAAUAAACAUUCAUCUUACUUAAAGGAGAAUUGCCAUUCAUUU
This is a messenger RNA of Cottoperca gobio, 1108 nucleotides long. RefSeq names its product OTU deubiquitinase with linear linkage specificity a (gene otulina). Bases 158 to 817 code for a protein of 219 amino acids. The record is from RefSeq and is a predicted model, not a curated record. The transcript is spliced from 3 exons. NCBI's taxonomy places the organism in Eukaryota, Metazoa, Chordata, Actinopteri, Perciformes, Bovichtidae.